AUGUUUGAGGAACCACAGGCGAAAAGGAUCCGGCGCGAAGAUCUGCUCGACCAUGGAGGCUCUAGCGAUGGAGAGGAGGAUGCUCAAAUGACAGCGCAGCUGGAGGCGAAACUGGCGCAAUCGUUAGGGUUCGAUUUCACGCAGCCGCCACCCCUACAACCCUCACCUGCAAAGCAGCCACCAGCUCGCUUGGUACCGGCAACCCGGACAGAGGAUUCUGACAGCGAGCAUGAGGUUAUGGCCCAUGCCGUGGAAGAGAAACCCGCAGAAGAGGAGUACGACUUUUGCCUCUUUGGCGGUUCCAAUGCUGGCCCUACUAAAGUCAACAUUCACGAUGACAGUGAGCCUGAAGGUGAGGGCGGCUUUGAAGGUCUCAGACCAACAUACCUCACCCUCGCACGUCCGUCGGUGCAACAAAAAGAACGAUAUGGUGUAGCAGCCAUGUCGGGAGACCAAGUGCUUGCCCGCUCAUCGUGGCGCAACUGGUCCUCAGAGCUACCGUGGAAGGUCACACAUAUCACCAUCACCAGGAAGGGAACCACCAUUGUCCCGGAAGAAGACGAGAGUGAGAAGAAGAGGCGGCGGCCGGGAAAGAAACGAAGGAUACAGAUGAGGACCAAGGUCCGGCAGGAGGAGGAGCAGAAGAAGAGUAAGGCGAAGCUGCGAGAGGAGAAGGAGGAACAUCUCAAGGAGAAGAAGAAGCGCGCAAACAGGGCGAAGAAGCUGAGACGUAGGGCGCAGGCAAGAGAGAAGAAGAUCGCAGAGGGCGGUGAUCCCGGCGACGAGGGCGAUGUCUCGAGCGGGUCAGAGUGA
Messenger RNA from Emericellopsis atlantica, 813 nucleotides. RefSeq lists its product as uncharacterized. The coding region runs from base 1 to 813 and encodes 270 amino acids. The record is from RefSeq and is a predicted model, not a curated record. The transcript is spliced from 2 exons. NCBI's taxonomy places the organism in Eukaryota, Fungi, Ascomycota, Sordariomycetes, Hypocreales, Bionectriaceae.